This is a messenger RNA of Lynx canadensis (Canada lynx), 1301 nucleotides long. RefSeq names its product polycomb group ring finger 1 (gene PCGF1). Gene Ontology annotation, biological process: negative regulation of transcription by RNA polymerase II. Bases 319 to 1110 code for a protein of 263 amino acids. The record is from RefSeq and is a predicted model, not a curated record. Gene Ontology annotation, molecular function: promoter-specific chromatin binding. Lineage: Eukaryota; Metazoa; Chordata; Mammalia; Carnivora; Felidae. The transcript has 8 exons. Gene Ontology annotation, cellular component: PRC1 complex.
CCGGGCCCUUUGGGGUAGAAGGGGAUAGUCUUUUCAGGCUCCAAAAGUUAGUCCCGCGGUCGAGUAGGGUCUAUUAUGAUGAUUACUACAAGAGGUCAAUGAGAUAGGACCCCCUCCCCACGCCCCCCCACUCCCUAAUUACGGAUUGAGGAGGGGGAGGGGCCAGUGAGGCUCAGGUGAGCACACGGGGAGAAAGGGACAUGGGCGGGGCCUUACAGAGGGUCAACGAAUCCGAAAAGACCUAAGCCCUCGUUGCUGGGCGACAAGUCCCGCCCCGCAGGCGGCACCGGAAGUGGCAGGCCGGGAUCUGCCUUUAAGAUGGCGUCUCCUCAGGGGGGCCAGAUUGCGAUCGCGAUGAGGCUUCGGAACCAGCUCCAGUCAGUGUACAAGAUGGACCCGCUACGGAACGAGGAGGAGGUCCGAGUAAAGAUCAAAGACCUGAAUGAACACAUCGUCUGCUGUCUGUGCGCCGGCUACUUCGUGGAUGCCACCACCAUCACAGAGUGUCUUCAUACUUUCUGCAAGAGUUGUAUUGUGAAGUAUCUCCAAACCAGUAAGUACUGCCCCAUGUGCAACAUCAAGAUCCACGAGACACAGCCACUGCUCAACCUCAAACUGGACCGGGUCAUGCAGGACAUCGUGUACAAGCUAGUGCCUGGCUUACAAGACAGUGAAGAGAAACGUAUUCGAGAAUUCUACCAGUCCCGAGGCUUGGACCGGGUCACCCAGCCCAGUGGGGAAGAGCCAGCCCUGAGCAACCUCGGCCUCCCUUUCAGCAGCUUCGACCACUCUAAAGCCCACUACUAUCGAUAUGAUGAGCAGCUGAGUCUAUGCCUGGAGCGCCUGAGUUCUGGGAAGGACAAGAAUAAAAGCAUCCUGCAGAACAAAUAUGUUCGAUGUUCUGUUAGAGCUGAAGUUCGUCAUCUCCGAAGGGUCCUAUGUCACCGCUUAAUGCUAAAUCCCCAGCAUGUACAGCUGCUUUUUGACAAUGAAGUUCUCCCAGAUCACAUGACCAUGAAGCAGAUAUGGCUCUCCCGCUGGUUCGGCAAGGUGAGCCAGGGCCGAGGCAGUCCUCAGGGCAGGGAUGUGCUGAGGGGGCCUUUUGAGUAAGAAUGCUCCCACCGACUGCUUCUUCUGCUUGUUUUCUCCUUAGCCAUCCCCUUUGCUUUUACAAUACAGUGUGAAAGAGAAGAGGAGGUAGGGGCCAAGCCCCCACCACAUCCCUGUCCCUUUCCCUCCCCAGAUAUUUAUGUGAAAUUAACUGCGGCUUUAUUUUUUGAAAUAAAAACUUUAAAAAAGCA